Messenger RNA from Schistosoma bovis, 1211 nucleotides. NCBI's taxonomy places the organism in Eukaryota, Metazoa, Platyhelminthes, Trematoda, Strigeidida, Schistosomatidae. The record is from the annotation of a GenBank genome assembly.
GUCAUCUGGCGGUGUUGCUACUGGUAAGUCCUACUGGAUAAGCCGUGGCGUGUGGAGCGGCUACAAAAUCCCUUCAUCCAUAGUGGUUUUUUCGCUAAUUAUUUAUCCUGUCUCACCAUGCUGGUGCGCCUUAUCUUAUCUAGUAUAUUGACUUCCCAUUUUCUUUGCUGAAGAAGUCACUGGACAUCCAGACGGGGUUAGUGUAAUCUCCAGUAGAAGCCUAUGCUUUCCUUACAGUACUCUUAUAUUCAAGAGCUUUGCUUCUAGUACUAACAUGCGUAACCUACGACAAGAACGUAUAAACAUCGUUCCAAGUUAAGGGACCAAGAGAUAAAAUAUAACCUUCGUAAACACACUCAGUUCUAUAUCUUUUGAACAGCAUACUACUUUGUCAGUUAUUUCCCAUUGGCUUAAAUACUCUGGUCGAGGUACAUGCCCCGUAUCCUUAGACAGCGGUGUCAAGUCACCAGUCAUAUUUAAUCGGUUUGUCUACUUCAACAUACUUCCAUAAGAAACUGCAACAAAAUGGGUAAGAAGAAAGGUUAUGGGAAGAGAAGUAGUAGUAGUAGUAGCAGCAGUAGUUCCAGCAGUAGCUCUGGUGGCAGGUACAGGCCUGAACGAAUUGAGAAGCGACGUUUGAAGUACAGAAAAAAAAUGAUGAAAAAAAACCGUUGUAUUUGCGGAUAUUGCCCUCAUGGUGUUCUAGCCUGCGACCAAAACUUUAUGCAAAGAUAUCAGCAUGGGAUGACAGGAGGAUAUGGACCAGGUGAACAAAAUAUUGGAGGUGGUUAUCAUAAACACAACCCACUUUACCCCAAUCCCAUGACACCACAAUAUCCACCUGCACAGCCUUUCAACCCCAUGCAACAAGCUUCAAUGAUGCCACAACAACCUGCAGUCUUUCCUAAUCCUGGUUCGUUUCCACAAUCAAAUUCAUUCUCUCAACCUGGAGGCUCUCACCAAACAGGUUAUUUUCCGCAACCAGGAAUGCCACAGCAAAAUUAUGGUCCAGGUCAUCAUGGAAACCAGCCAUAUCCCUCUUAAUUUUCUAAAUCCUUGCAGUACGCACAUAUCUCCUAUGACAAGAAAAACAACAAGAUAUUUGUUUGUAAGACUCUUGUCGUAUAUUCUAUUUAGAAACGUAAUUUAUUUUAUACCUUUAGAAUCUUCUGUUAUUACUCUGUAAGGAAAUAAAAGUACUAAACAAGUCA